Molecule: messenger RNA, 1057 nt
Organism: Cyprinodon tularosa
Lineage: Eukaryota; Metazoa; Chordata; Actinopteri; Cyprinodontiformes; Cyprinodontidae
Exons: 6
Biological process (GO): cell surface receptor signaling pathway
Molecular function (GO): transmembrane signaling receptor activity
Source: RefSeq, a predicted model, not a curated record
CCCAGCUGCUCUGACUGUGAGUCCCAGCAGAUCUCAGUUCUUCAGAGGAGACUCUGUAUCUCUGAGCUGUGAGGGCAACAGCUCUGCUGGAUGGACUGUAUGGAGGAACAGAACCAGAGGACAGUCUGAGUGUAACGGUUCAUGGGGAAAACCUACUGGCCAAACCUGUAACAUAAUCUAUAUGAGCACAGGUGACAGUGGAGUUUACUGGUGUUGGUCGUCCAGAGAGGGAGCAGCCAGCAGCAGCAUCCAGCUCACUGUCACUGAUGGAUCAGUGAUCCUGCAGAGUCCUGUCCUCCCUGUGAUGGAGGGAGAUGACGUCACUCUGAGCUGUCUAACAGAGACCACUCCCUCCAACCUCCCAGCUGCUUUCUAUAAAGAUGGCUCCCUCAUCAGGACUGAGCCCAAAGGUCACAUGACCCUCCACCAUGUGACCAGCUCUGAUGAAGGCCUCUACAGGUGUAACAUCAGGGGUCAUGGAGAGUCUCCAUCCAGCUGGAUCUCUGUUGAAGAGAAUUCCUCCACCUCUUCCCCAACAACCAUCCCUUCUCCUACAUCAACCUCUCCACCCUCCUACCAGUUUCAUCCUUAUGGGUUUCUGCUUCUAUUUGGUGCCAUGGUUGUAGCUCUACUGGUGGUUCUUCUGGUGAAAUGUCACAUGGACAAGAAAAUUAAAGGUGAUCGGGAAGUUGGGAAGAUAAUAAUCACCUAUGUUUACAUGCAAUUAUCACAGCUUGAAGAACAGAAAAACAAACCAAACAAAGGUUUGAUCAGAGAAAGAUCAGAGGCAAACACCUUCACUCUGCCACAUGGAGUUCCUCUCUGUUGUAGAGUGGACAGGCACUGGACUAGGAGGAUGGUCUUCAAAGACAGAUCCAGAACAUCAGCAUCCACCUUCCAAGAAAACAGAAGAUCUUCAGGAGACCUGUCCAUGGUUCUGAAAGACGUGGUGAGUCUUGAUGGUCGAGUCGUUCAGAACAGAAUGCCUAAGAAGAGAGCAUUUGUUAUAGACUCCCUCCACCUCCAUCAUCCAUGUGGAUCAAGCUCCUUCCUCAAG